UUGUGUAACUUCAACAUGAAGGCAGCAAUUUGCAUUUUGCUCUUCGUCUUCGCGGGAUACGUUCAGGCAAGGAUCACUUACGAUGACGUACUUGACGCGGAAUUUGAACUCUUCAAAGUGGAGCAUGAGAAAAGCUACGAUGACGAAUACGAAGAACAACUGCGUCUGCAGAUCUUUAAAGAUAACAAGAAGCUGAUCGAUAGACACAACAAGCGCUAUGCAGCUGGAGAGAAGACUUACACGAUGGGUGUAAAUAAAUUCACAGAUUUGACUCAAGAGGAAUUCAAAAUGCUUUUGCUCCCAAGCCCUAAUUCAAGUCAUUCUCUUGAAAGUAUCGACUAUAUUUACAAUCCUUCUGCCAAGGAUAGCCUACCAAGUAGCAUUGAUUGGCGUAGAUCAGGCGCCGUUAACCCAAUUAAAAAUCAAAUUCCCUGUGGCGGAUGUUGGGCUUUCUCUGCCGUAGGCUCUCUGGAAAGCCAACACUUCAUACACAAAGGAAAAACUGUGUUCUUAUCCGAACAAAAUCUGAUUGACUGCUGUGAAGGUUCCCGUCCGAUUGAAGCACUGGAUUAUGUUAAGGAUAAUGGUGGUAUAAAUACUGAAAGAUCGUAUCCAUAUAAAUGUAUGAAACACAGUUGCCAUUACGAAAAAAAAAACAUUGGAGCAGAAGUUUCGGCUGUUGUACAAAUUCAAAGUGGAAAUGAAGACGCAUUAGCAUCGGCCGUUGCUAAUAAGGGUCCCACAUCAGUGUGUAUCAACGUCGAUUCCAACUUCCAAUAUUAUAGAAGUGGCGUCUUCAAUGAACCGUCGUGCUCUCAAACUAUAAACCAUUGUGUAGUUAUCAUUGGCUACGGCACAGAUUCAGUUGGAGGAGAUUAUUGGUUGGUGAGGAACUCUUGGGGCGAGGAUUGGGGAGAAAACGGAUACAUUCGAAUGGCUCGCAAUCGCAAUAAUCAAUGCGCUAUUGCCAGUUAUGCAGUAUAUCCUUUAGUUAAAUAAAUAUCUUUAUAUUGUGCUCUUGCCAGUUGUGAAAUAAAUCCUUUCGUUUAUUUGUAAAUAAAUAAA
Molecule: messenger RNA, 1065 nt
Organism: Drosophila nasuta
Lineage: Eukaryota; Metazoa; Arthropoda; Insecta; Diptera; Drosophilidae
Product: procathepsin L-like
Exons: 1
Coding region: 16-999 (327 amino acids)
Biological process (GO): proteolysis
Molecular function (GO): cysteine-type peptidase activity
Source: RefSeq, a predicted model, not a curated record